AUGAUGUCGACCGCUAGUAAAGACCGCCGCAAGUCCGACAAGAGCUCCAUCAUCACUCUGACGGUUCCUGGAAACAAGCUGCGCGCCAUCUUUGGCGACAAGAUGCUCGUGGACAGCGCGUCAGGCACGGCUACCGCCACACUAUCCGGUGUCAAGGAAGAGGACUCAUUCUCCGCCAAAGACUCGCCUGCCCCGUCUGGCAGCGCUUUGAUCAUAAACGACAACGCGUCAGAGUCCAUGCCGAACACUCCCGGCGGCUCCUUUGGCCCCGACGGCCUGCUGGAGGGAACGCCUGGACCCUCUGCCGCCAUGGCUCCGCCUGCAGGUGCCGACGGAACUGUCACCAAGAAGAAGGGCGUCAAGCGGUCUGCUGCUGCUGCGGGCGUUGACGCCAAUGGCGACCCAGGCAGCGCAAAUGGCGACGUCGCAACGCCCAAGGCACGCAGCAAGCCAGGCCCCAAGAAGAAGCAGAAGAUGGACGACAGCCUGCUUGACCCCGUCCGCGGCGGUGCUGGUGGCACGCACAAGCUCGGACCCAAGGCCAGCAUGGGUGCUAUCAAUGCCGGCCUCCGCGCACUCGACCGCUCAGGCAAGCCGUGCCGCAAGUGGAGCAAGGGCGGCUUCCAGCUCAAGACCUUUACGGGUGUCGUCUGGGAGAUCCCGCGCUGGACAGCACCAUUGAGAUCGACUGGCGACGAUUCGUCUGCAGACGUCUCUACCACGGCUACGGCGUCAGCCGAAGGCAGCAACAAAGAGAAUGCCAACGACAGCAGCAGCAGUGCCAAGGAGAACAAGGCGGGCACCCAGCAUGGGAUUAACGGCAAAGCAGCAAACGGCAUGAACGGGGCCACAGAUGCCACAGAUGCCACAGAUACAACCGACACCGGCUCCAAGGCGGAUGCUGCUGACGGCGACAUUGAGAUGCAGAGCGUUCCCAGCGCGCGGCCGAGCCCACCGCCAGUGGCACAGGCAACAAUUGCAGCCGUGGCUGUAGCGGUGGCAUGA
Messenger RNA from Grosmannia clavigera kw1407, 1005 nucleotides. RefSeq names its product duf1711 domain containing protein. The record is from RefSeq and is a predicted model, not a curated record. Bases 1 to 1005 code for a protein of 334 amino acids. The transcript has 2 exons. Gene Ontology annotation, biological process: chromatin remodeling. Gene Ontology annotation, cellular component: Ino80 complex. Lineage: Eukaryota; Fungi; Ascomycota; Sordariomycetes; Ophiostomatales; Ophiostomataceae.